CCCUUCCGACCGUGCAUGCUUGAGCAGUGAGCAGGGAAAGAUGAGCUCUCGAACGAGAGACGACGUCGAACAGGCGUAUACGCUCCAGAUCAAAUCCGGUCUUCAGGGUGCCUUCCGCGGUCUGUCGACGGGUUUGGGACUGACGAUCAUCGCACACUACUCUUGGCCCUGGUUCAGACGCCAGACAUUCCCAUUCAAAGGGUUUCUCGUAUGCACCUCAACGCUCUUCGGCAUGGUCAUCAGUGCAGAGGCUGCGCUGCAGGAGUUCGAAGCCGUGCGACGGCACGAGGAGAACGAGAUCCGCAACCGGGCGCGGUUGGACCUCGCGCGACAGGGCAUCAUCCCUACUGAGACGGCGUUGCGAAAAUGGAAAGAGGAGAACAAGGUGCGCGCGUGUGUGUCAGAGACAUUGUUUCAUUUUUACGAGACAGAUCUAUUAGUAGGGCUAGUGAAUAUAUGCGACGACAUUAUUCGUAAUUCCACGCCACUGGCGGUCGGGGUGGUGGUCCGGGAUAAUAUGGCUGUGGCUGCGGUUGUGGCUGCGGCUGAUAGUCGUAAUCCAACGGUGGUGGUGGUGGCGGCGGUGGCAACGGCAAGUACGAUGAAGGCGGUGGCGGAAGACUUGACUGGCGAUGAGGAGACGGCAGACCAUCGUUGAACGUCCCGCUUUGCGGCAAUGGUGGCGGCGGCGGUGGCGGCGGCAGUUGAUGGAAAGACGCGUUGCUGGGUAGAGUGGGACUGUACGCUCCUGGAAGAGGAGGUCCCAGCGACGACUGGCUCGCCGAUUGUGGCAAACCAUAUGACACGUGAGGGGGUCCGGAAUGCAACUGUGGCUGUGGCGGGAGAGGCCGUGAUCCGGGCCCUGAAGAUAAGUUCAACGGAGGCCCGGGGCUAGGUGGAGAUGUGUGGCCAGCAGACGGAUGCCCCGGAGACGAAUGCCCAUUGUUGGGGACGUGGCUAUGAUUCGUUCCAUUGUAGCCUGUUGUUUGCGGCGUUUGGAAUUGUGAGUAUGGGAAUGAAUGCGACGGCGGAAUGCCCUGGGGUGGGAAGGUCUGCUGGACGUGGAAUGAACCGGAAGGUGGCAGCGACGGCGGAUACUGGCCGGUUGGUUGGGAGGAAAUUGGCCCAUACGAUGCAGACGGAGUCAUGUGAGAAGAAUAGUUCGCCGGGGGAGGAGCCCGAGAGAACCCGGCAUCGUUGUUGGAGCUGGACAGCACGAACCCGGAUGAUGUCGUCGGAAGACUGUAUCGGCCGCGAGCAAGGGGUGUGCUAUAGCCAGCACCAACAUUUGUUUCGUAUGUCGGUCGAUGCGGUGGUUGAGAUCCGUAUGGGUUUGGCAGUGCCUCGUGCGGUGGUCCAGGGGGUGUUCUGGGGCGAUCAUACGACGGCUGUAGCUCAUACUGCUGGUGAUGUUCAUAAGGCUGCUG
Molecule: messenger RNA, 1427 nt
Organism: Mycena citricolor
Lineage: Eukaryota; Fungi; Basidiomycota; Agaricomycetes; Agaricales; Mycenaceae
Source: the annotation of a GenBank genome assembly